AUGGGACAAGGAGCAUGGAGGGACUUGGCACAUGGAAGCAGCUCAACUGGAUACGCAAAGGAAGAAGGGAGAAGCCAUCUUGAAGACCAGCUCGACCGUCCACUCGACCGGCCAAGCUUCAACUCGAUCGAGCUGGAAGUCAAAGUCAAACCCGAAAAAUGUUGCUUCCCCCUUGACUUUCCUUUGACCCUAAACCUAAUCCUCUUGUGUAUGCGAACUCGAUCGAGUCGGUCAACUGAAGACUUGGUCGAGCUAGACAUUACAACGGGUAGAAAGAGGGUUCAGAGGUCACAGAGGGUACAAGAGGAACCUGAGGUGCUUGUUGCUGAUACAAUGGAUGUACCAGAGGGGAAUGGAAACCCUUUGGGCAUGGACUCGGUCGAGCUAGGCAAACUCGACCGAUUGGUCAAGGAGAUGCUCCAAACCGCCACCAACAGAGACAAGGGAUUGUUCCACCACCAGUGCAGAACCACAACUUUGAGAUCAAGCUGGGAAUGA
Microthlaspi erraticum is the source of this 498-nucleotide messenger RNA. The record is from the annotation of a GenBank genome assembly. NCBI's taxonomy places the organism in Eukaryota, Viridiplantae, Streptophyta, Magnoliopsida, Brassicales, Brassicaceae.